AUGGAACGUGUGAAUGCAGUCAUCGAGUCUCAAGCAGCACGGUUCAUCGCCGUUGCGCUGGUCGCGUCCUUCGCAAGUCUACAAGCACGGUCAAUAUAUACAACUAUUCGUGAAUCAAGAGGAAAGGAACGUCUUAACCGCGAAUUGCAAGAGUUGUACAAAAACGACGCGUUGAAUGCCUCCAACAAAAACGCAUCGUCUGCUUCAAAAGAUGGGAAAAAGGAAAGCAACGAAACAGAAACGGCAGACGGUAUAGGAAACGCGCUCAAAGGGGCUGCAAGAGUGGCUGCGAGCGUGGUUGGAGGUUUCGACGACGAGUUAAUCCGGGAGCAAUUGGCAAGAAACUAUGCAUUCUUCGGAGAGGAUGGUAUGGAUACGAUUCGAAGAGCAACUAUUACUGUUGUCGGCUGUGGAGGAGUGGGGAGCUGGGCUGCAAUGAUGCUCGCGCGGAGUGGGGUCGCCAAGCUUCGGCUGCUAGACUUCGACUACGUGACACUGUCUUCGCUGAACCGGCAUGCGUCUGCGACUCGAGCCGAGGUUGGCACGCCCAAGGUCCAAUCCCUUAAGAAUAACAUUGCGGCUAUAGCUCCGUGGAUAGAUGUGGAAACGCUCGUAGAACUCUGGAGCGCCGAGAACGAGCAGGAACACCGGUGGCUAGACGGUUCGGAUUGGGUAAUCGAUGCGAUAGACAACAUUUCGACCAAGGUAGACCUAUUAUCGUAUUGCCACUCCAAAGGAAUCAAGGUCAUUGCUUCGAUGGGGGCAGGAGCAAAGAUGGAUCCAUCCCAUAUCCAGUCUGCCGAUAUAUCUCAGACAAUAGCCGACCCUCUAGCGCGAGCCGUGCGUCGCCGACUUCGUAUGCACCCCAUACAUCCUGUACUCUCUGGGAUUCCAGUUGUCUAUUCAACAGAAGUCCCACCGUCUGACAAAACAGACGGAGCGAAACCACUUGGGCUAUUGCCUCUACCAGAAGAAGAGUUCCAAAAGGGCGCAGUUCAUGAGCUCGCGCCGUUUUCCGACUUUCGGGUCCGUAUUCUUCCCGUUCUGGGAAUGCUUCCCGCAAUAUUUGGGAUGCAUAUCGCUACCUAUUUGAUAUGCGAACUUGGUGGAAGAAAGAUUGAAGAGCCACUAGCGGUCAAGGGACGGCGAAAGCUGUGGGAGAAACUAGCCAAAGACCUUACCGCGAGGGAAACAAAAUGGGCCGGGUUGGAGAAGCAACAGCGGAUACCACUCACAGAUGAAGAAGUCGGUUUCGUAUUUGAAGAACUGCAUCGUUCAAAAUCGUCGCUUCCUCCGUUCGAGUCACUCUCGAGGCCGACGCUCGUUCGUUGGAACUUUAACGAGCCAUUGAGUGUAGUAAACUGCGUUGUAAUGUCACCUCAAGAGGUGGCCAAGCAUGAGGAGGCGUAUCGAAAUGGCCAAAAGCCAGAGGAUGUCUGGGGGCCAGAGGUGGCGGCGGCAGUCAAGCGUAGACGAAUAGAGGCCCAAGAAUGGGUCAGAUCUGUGUAUUAA
Molecule: messenger RNA, 1512 nt
Organism: Serendipita indica DSM 11827
Lineage: Eukaryota; Fungi; Basidiomycota; Agaricomycetes; Sebacinales; Serendipitaceae
Source: the annotation of a GenBank genome assembly